This is a messenger RNA of Dibothriocephalus latus, 483 nucleotides long. The record is from the annotation of a GenBank genome assembly. Lineage: Eukaryota; Metazoa; Platyhelminthes; Cestoda; Diphyllobothriidea; Diphyllobothriidae.
AUGUAUCUUUGUUUUUUUCAGCUUGUGGACCUUGAAACCGUUAGGCCGAGGGAUUUGGCUACUCUUAACGCCAGUGGACUGCCAAUCCGCGGCCAGACUAAACUUGAUAAACGGCCGCGCUCGCUCUACGUCACUGGUCAUUCCAUCUACGACGUAGAGGACUUUCGGCAAGCACUCUCCCUGAACUACCUGUACACCGAGAGUUUCCGUCCCUUUACUGUUAAUGAGCAACCUGUGAUUGAAAUCGCCUUCCGAACGCGUGACUUCGCAGAGGCUGCUACGCGCCUUUUCCCACAAUUUCACGGACGCCAGCUAGUUAUGUCCUUUUCACCACCUGAUUUCCUCUCCACCGCUGUGUUACCGACCUCCGACUCCUCGGGCAAGGGCGUGAUCCCUAGCCCAAAAUCCAGCGGAUCAGCAGCCUUGGCCCAGGAGCACGACAACCGGGAUGUGCGAAUUGAGGUGAGUGACCCAGAAGCCUGA